This is a messenger RNA of Plodia interpunctella (Indianmeal moth), 15354 nucleotides long. It is a transcript of the gene Dhc16F, whose product is annotated as Dynein heavy chain at 16F. Gene Ontology annotation, biological process: microtubule-based movement. Bases 211 to 12459 code for a protein of 4082 amino acids. Lineage: Eukaryota; Metazoa; Arthropoda; Insecta; Lepidoptera; Pyralidae. Gene Ontology annotation, cellular component: dynein complex. Gene Ontology annotation, molecular function: dynein intermediate chain binding; dynein light intermediate chain binding; ATP binding. The transcript is spliced from 66 exons. The record is from RefSeq and is a predicted model, not a curated record.
CAAAAAAUUCAAACUGACAAAUUGUGGAAUAUCCACAAGACAACAAUAACAAAAAACAAAGGUAUCCAAGGAAGAGCACAAACAGUUGAAAAGUAUUUUGUGACUAGGUAUUGAUUUUUAUUAUAAAGAUUAAUUCCUAUGACAAAUACUAGGGAGUAUUUGUUGCCCUUGUGUUGUUGUGUAAUAUAAUGUGCAAUUUUUUUAUAAACCAUGCACCCUGGAGAUCAGCGACGAAGGUCACCGGCUACAAUAUUGCCCGCAAUCGAAACUUUACAACGAAAUGUUCGCAAGGCCCCGACAUAUUAUUCCAGGAAAUCCAGAGAUAUUCCUUUUCACUUACCCCACAAAAAGUUGCUGGCUAAAAUUGAGUUUGUAAAAGAAAAACCUGAACCAUUGACAGGUUUUGAUGGAGCUCAACAAGACCGAUUCAGGAGAGAGAAAAAAGAUUACGAACCUGUCAAGGCUGAGGAAGCUCCAGUGCAAAAAAAGAAAAGAAUUCAAAUAAAAAUACGUGAACCUAGAAGGGAGAGUAGUGAACAGAAAAUUGAAUAUGUGACUACAGACCCAUUAAAGGUCAAACCAGAAGUUGCUUCUCAAAAAGAAGUCAUAGACUUUGUACGGAAGCAUCCAUCUUGUGGUUUUCUUUAUAUGAUAUAUGCUGUGCAUCCUGAAAAUGUUUACUUCACACCUUAUUACCUCAAUGUGGUGCCCUACGAAGGAAUCGACAGGAAAAACUAUCUAACCAUUAGCCCAUGUGGAGUAACGCACUAUACCAAUGAAAUGGUAUUCACAAAACUUCCCGAUUGGGAGCAGGAGUAUACAAUAUUUGUGAAGCUUACUGAUAUUAAGUUCUUUAAAGUAUACAGAUAUUGGAAAGCGUUUUACGUGUGGCGGAAAUCCAUACUUUUCCGGAAGUAUAGUAAAAUACGUGCCAAGAUCGCGAAGAAUUUGUUUAUUCUCACUCCAGUUCUAGGGAAGGCGUUACUCAGCGUUCAGGCCAUGUGUUGCGAGAUGUAUAUGAAAACCUUCGCCGAUUUGUCCCGUGAUAUGGAUACUGCAUUUUUUUACUUCAUUGAAGUGCAAAUGAAACGUGUCGAAUAUAUUCGAGAAAAAUUAUCCGAAUUCCGAACAGUUGUGCUGGACAUCGUGACCCAGGCAUGCCACACAGCACUGUACCAGCAAGGCUUCGUGUAUGAUGACCGUAACAUACCGCCGUUUCAGAUUAUACGAGGGAAGCCCACUGGUGGCAUGUCUUACACGGAGAAGGCGAAUAAAAGGAAAUACUGCGAGCGAUUAGCUGCUUUCACCAAGCUGAUAGAUUAUAUGACAAACUACAUGCUGUACCGACUAACGAAGCGCUCCAACUCCAUGAUGGCCAACAUGCUGCGUAAGCAUGUAGAGUACACUCCCGAUAUGAAACUGCUCGAAGGCACAGAGGUGGAUGAAGUUCUUGAAGUCGUACCAAGACCUAUCGAAACUUGCAAGUGGGCCUUAUUCCAAGUGGAUGCUUAUGUACAAGUUAAUGGACAGGUCGAACUUAAUCCCAGCCAAAAGGUAAUGAUGACGUACUUGGAGCGCAUCACGAACUACUGGGAUCAGUACGUGAGGACCUUCCACAACUUUCUCAACGAAGAAUCACUCCAGAUAUUCGUCCAACCAACAAUUAUGGGCAAACAGGUGGAAUGGUCAGCAGGAGUGUCGCCAAACCUGUACUUCCUAAUGAACCAGGAUAAACAAAUGCUAGAUGACAUAGCAUUCAUACCAUUUUCAAUUCAAAACGCGUAUGACUGUGUCUGGGUCUUCCUCAGACGUAUGAACGAUUUCAUGGACAAUUUCAGAGAAGCUCACGAGAUGAAUACUGACGACAUAAAGCAAGAGAGAGACACGGUGCAGUUUAGGUUUCUGUGCGAGAAGUUUAACAAGCAAAUGAAUGACAUAGAGGAUGUGGUCAGCUACCAGCCGCUCGGGUUGAUAUUCUUGUGCUUGUGUCCCUUCCAGGAGUUGUUCAGGCCGCAACCCAGGAGGCUGUUUGAUGUUGUAACCACUACUACUCCAGAUAUUGGACGAGACUGCAUUGAUGAAAUUUUGGCUGGAAUAGAUAACAUAACAGAAGAUAUCACUAAGGAACCAGAAACAGCCGGCGAGCUGGUGGCAUUUAAUUUUAUGAUGGACGGUCUCGAAGGCCGCGUGGUGUUUCUAGAAGAGCGACUGGAAUACCUUCGGGAACUGUACGAUCUCAUGGGAGAGUUCAACAUACCCAUACCCCCUGAUGACAUGACUGAGUAUUUGGGGUUGAGUGUCGCGUUGGGCACGUUACGGACGAACGUAGACGCUCGUCUGGAGACGCGUUCGAAGUUGGCCGGCCUGUUUGCCAGCCAAAUCGGGAAAGACAUAAUGGACCUCAUGAUGGACGUCAAUAAGCUCCGAGAUGAAGUCGCGGCACCAUGGUUGUAUGAUGAAAAAUCGGACAUGGAGACAGUAAUGGAAACUCUCAAUGAUCUUGCUGAAAAGCUGGCAGCUUGCUCGGCACGCGAGAAACAAAUACGUGACUGGCAAAAAAUCUUCAAGAUACCACCAGCGAGGUUUGAGGCAUUGGAUGAAGCUAUAAACGAUGUAAAACUUAGACAAUCCCUUUGGAGAUCGUCUAGAGAGUGGAUGGACUUGUUUCAUUCAUGGGGUGACGCCCCUUUCAACACCUUGGAUAUGGAGGAAAUACAAAAUACAACCAUUGCUUACGGCAAAAUAUUCAACCAACUUGACAAAGGAAUGCCGCCGAAUAAAAUUCUGCCUAGAUGCAAAGAAACCAUUGAUAUUAUCAAGGAAAAGAUUCCCGUGAUGUCGUAUCUACGGAAUCCGGCGCUGAAGCCCCGGCACUGGGUGAAGAUCGAGGAGAUCCUGCACACGCGUUUCACACCGGAGACGCAGAUGACGCUGCACCUGUUCGAAGAGCUGCAAGCGUUCCAGCAUGCAGAGGAGCUGAUGGAGGUCGCCGGCCAGGCCAGCUCCGAGGCCGGACUCGAGGCUCUGCUCAAAAAGGUGGAGGAGAUGUGGGCAGCCCUGGAGUUCCCAGUGCUGCUGCACAAGGACGCCCGCGACGUUUAUGUGUUGGGGGGGCUGGAGGAGAUCCAGGCGGCGCUGGACGAGAGCAACAUACACAUUGGCACCAUACUCAGCUCGCGGAACUGCGGCCCGAUCAAGAGCAGGGUUGAGGAGUGGGCCAAGAACCUGGACUUGUUCGCGAGGACCAUGGAAGAAUGGUUCGCGUGUCAACAAACGUGGAUAUACCUGGAGGUGAUCUUUUCCGCGCCGGACAUUCAGCGGCAACUGCCCAACGAAACGAGGCUGUUCACCAUUGUCGACAAGUCUUGGAAGGAUAUUAUGAGGAAAUUGGCCAAGGUACCGCUUGCGAUGCCCGCUGCAACACAACCGAAGUUGUACGAGGAGUUCGUUCGGAACAACGAAAUGUUGGACCAGAUCAUGAAAUGUCUCGAGGCAUACUUGGAGACAAAGCGAGUUGCUUUUCCGAGAUUUUUCUUCUUGUCGAACGACGAGUUACUCGAGAUAUUGGCUCAGACCCGUAAUCCCCACGCAGUGCAGCCUCACUUGCGCAAAUGUUUCGACGCGAUUGCCAAAUUGGAAUUCGGAGUGAAGUUGCCGGAAAGUGAGAUGGAGAUAACGGAGGACGGGACUCUGGUUGAGAAGGAGAUGUCCUUUCAAACGAGAGACAUGUUGCAGGCCAAGUUGGCUAAAUCGGCUGCUCCGGAGGACCUCACCACAGAUAUCAUUGCCAUGCUGUCGCCUGAAGGGGAGCGAGUCAAUCUCGGCAAGGGUUUAAAAGCUCGAGGUAAUGUUGAAGACUGGCUCGGUAAAGUGGAGGAGGCGAUGUUUGCGUCUGUGAAGCGAUCGAUGAAACACGCGCUCAAAGACUACUUGCUGCGGCCGCGUGUAGAAUGGGUAGAGCUACACCCUAAUCAGGUGGUCCUAACAGUCUCCCAAAUAAUGUGGGCCAAAGGCGUCCACGAAGUUUUCGACUUGGAGAUACCUCUACGCGUAGACACAGGAUUGUUGGACUACUUGCGCAAGUGCAUCGGAGAUCUGAACGACUUGGCUGCGUUGACUCGCAAAGACCUGACGUCUUUGUUUCGAAAAGUGCUCUGUGCACUCAUCACCGUGGACGUACACGCCAGAGACACAAUUGAGAAGUUGGUCGAGAAACAUGUGCAGCGCGCGAUAGACUUUGAGUGGCUUAAAAUGAUCCGUUACUACUGGGAAGAAGACUUGGAUAACUGCGUCGCGCGCAUGUCUAGCGCUAUGUAUAUUUACGGUCACGAAUAUUUAGGGGCCGGAGGUGUACUGGUGAUAACUCCGCUGACCGACCGUUGCUAUUUGUGCCUCAUGGGGGCACUGCAGUUGGACCUGGGCGGGGCGCCGGCGGGCCCGGCCGGUACCGGCAAGACUGAGACCACCAAGGACUUGGCCAAAUCGCUCGCCAUCCAGUGCGUCGUCUUCAACUGCUCUGAAGGUCUUGACUACAAGAUGAUGGGGAGGUUCUUUUCUGGCCUGGCGACGUCGGGCGCCUGGUGCUGUUUCGACGAGUUCAACAGAAUCGACAUCGAAGUGUUGUCUGUCAUUGCGCAGCAACUCAUUACUAUCAGAAACGCGAAGGUCGCCAAACAGACCAGAUUUAUGUUCGAAGGCCGCGAGAUCAAACUAGUUCGAACUUGCGCGGCCUUCAUCACCAUGAACCCUGGGUACGCCGGGAGGACCGAGCUGCCAGAUAACUUGAAGGCUCUGUUCCGACCCAUUUCCAUGAUGGUGCCUGAUUAUGCUCUGAUCGCCGAAGUGAUUCUCUACUCGGAAGGGUUCGAGUCAUCGAAGGGUCUUGCCAAGAAGAUGGUACAGAUGUACAAGUUGUCCAGCGAGCAGCUCUCUAAACAGGAUCACUACGACUUCGGCAUGCGGGCUGUCAAGAGUGUUUUGGUAAUGGCUGGGGCGCUAAAGCGGGCAAGUCCGGACCAACAUGAAGAGAAGACCUUGCUGUGCGCGCUGAACGACAGCAACUUACCCAAAUUCUUAGCAGCAGACGCCAUCCUCUUCGGCGGCAUCCUGUCCGAUCUGUUCCCGGGCGUGGACCUGCCUUUCAGGGACUACGGUGUUAUGGAGGAUGUUAUUAGGACAAUAUUACUGGAGACGAAGAAACAAAUCGAGGCGUGUCAGAUCAGGAAGGUGAUUCAGCUCCACGAGACUAUGAUAGUGCGCUGGGGCGUGAUGCUGGUGGGGCCCACUGGCGGCGGCAAGACUGUUGUUUUACACACAUUGGGUGAUACUUACACUCGGCUGUGCGAGAAUGGGGUGCCAGGCGUGCAGUACCAGAUUGUACACAAAUACAUAAUGAACCCGAAGAGCUUAUCUAUCGGCGAAUUGUACGGCGAGGUCAACUUGCAGACCCUGGAGUGGCACGACGGCAUCUUGCCGUUGUCUCUGAGGACUGCUGUGCAGUGUGAGAAGACCGAUCACCAAUGGUUGAUAUGCGACGGGCCGGUGGACGCGGUGUGGAUCGAGAACAUGAACACUGUGCUCGACGACAACAAGAUGCUGUGUCUCUCCAACUCCGAGCGGAUCAAACUCACGCCCUACGUGCAUAUGGUCUUUGAGGUAGCAGACUUGGCCCAAGCAUCGCCAGCUACCGUAUCUCGCUGUGGCAUGGUGUACAUCGACCCUCAUGAGAUGGGUUACCUCCCCUAUGUCAGGUCGUGGCUCGAGGAGGGCGUCGAGAAAAACCUCUUCACCCAGGAGAACUCAGAUUUCAUUUACGAACUCUUUCAAAUGCUGGACAAGGGGAUAAUUUUUGUAAACACCAAGUGCAUCGUUGGCAUCAAACAGGUUGACAUAAGUAAGGUAUCAGCUAUAUGCUACCUGAUGGGCGCUCUGUUGUCGGAGCCGGGCGAGCGUUUCCCUGAUAAGGCGGCUGUCAAAACUUACAUCGCGCACUGCUUUAUAUUCUGCUACGUGUGGUGCAUAGGAGGAAACAUUAUAGAGGCGAACAGAAAGCCAUUUGAAGAAGUCAUCAAGAGGCAGUUUGAGGAAUAUGAAGAAGCUGAAUACUUCCCACAAGGUUUCAACUUCUUCGACAUGUUCAUGGACACGAAGCAGCGCAAGCUGAAAGUGUGGGCGGAGAUCAUCCCGGACUUCCUGUACGACUGCAAUAGGCCGUUCUUCGAGACGUUGGUGCCGACCAUAGACACUGUCCGCUAUGGCUACCUCUUCGACAAACUGCUGGGCUCAGGAAAGCCUGUCAUGUUCACCGGAAACACAGGUGUCGGCAAAACUUGCAUAGCGGCAGAAGUACUCAACCGGAUGUCCGCUACGGGAUAUUACAUUCCGGUCAUUCUCAACUUCUCAGCACAAACUAGCAGUUCCAGGACGCAGGAAGUAAUAGAGCUCCGUUUGGACAAGCGACCACGGAAAGCUAUUGGCGCCCCCCUCGGGAAGAAAGUUAUAAUAUUCAUUGACGACGUAAAUAUGCCGCGUUUGGACGUGUAUGGUGCUCAACCGACUAUCGAACUACUUAGACAAUUUCUAGACUUCGGCGGUGUGUACGAUCGCGACAAAUUGUACUGGAAGGAGAUCUUGGACGUGGUGUUGUCGUGCGCAUGCGCACCACCCGGCGGAGGGCGAAACCCCCUCACCGCGAGGUUCGUGCGCCACUUCGCGAUGUUCUACAUAUCCGCGCCCAGCUCCGACGCCAUGAAGACUAUCUUCAAGGCUAUUCUCGGAGGUCACUUGGAGGACUUCGUGACAGAAGUGUCUGUGUUAGGCGACCCGAUAGUAAACGCCUCAGUGGACGUGUACCUUAAGAUCUGCGCGGAGUUGCUGCCGACGCCAGCCAAGUCUCACUACGUGUUCAAUCUGCGAGACUUGUCCAAGACCAUGCAAGGAGUAUUGCAAGCCAACGCUGCCUAUAUGAGGGCGCCACAGGGCAUGUUACGGUUAUUCUACCACGAGUGCCUGAGAGUAUUCCACGACCGCCUGAUCAACGUACAAGACAAGAGUUAUUUCUACAAGCUGAUGAGCACGGUCUGCGGGAAGCACUUCCAGCAGCCGAUCUUAGAGAUACCGGACGAACCCAUCAUCGAACAUCCGCCGCUACUCAUGUUCGGAGACUUCAUUAACUCGUCCAUACCCAAGGAGAAUAGGAUUUAUCAAGAGAUACCUGAUAUAAAUAAAUUAAUGAUUGUUUUGAAGGAAUACCUAGAAGAGUACAACUCCACGUCCCGUUCGGAAAUGCACCUGGUGCUGUUCCAGGACUGCGUGGAGCACGUGGUGCGAGUGGCGCGGGUGUUGCGCGCGGAGCGCGGGCACUGCCUCAUGGUGGGCCCCGGGGGCUCCGGCCGCAGGAGCGUCGCCACGCUCGCCGGACACGUCAACGAGUGCAAAUGCAUGGGCAUGGAGCUGAAACGCAAUUACGACACGCCGGAAUUCCACGACGAUUUACGCAACAUGUACAUGCGCGCCGGCGUCAACUACGAGGACACUGUGUUCCUGUUCACUGACACACAGAUCACUAAGGAGGAGUUCUUGGAGGACAUAAAUAAUAUGCUCAAUUCUGGUGAAGUGCCGAACUUGUUCGAGGGCGACUCAUACGAGCAAGUUCAGACGGGGUGCCGUAAUGAAGCCGGCAAGUCGGGCAUCAACCCCGCGGACAGAGACGCGGUAUAUUACUUCUUCAUCAACCGAGUGCGCGGGAAACUCCAUCUGUGCAUCUGUAUGAGUCCCGUGGGGGAGGCGUUCAGACGCCGAUGCCGCAUGUUCCCAUCGCUGGUUAAUUGCUGCACGAUCGAUUGGUUCACAAAAUGGCCGCCGGAGGCGCUGCUUUCGGUAGCUGAGCAAUGUCUGCAGCCCCUGGGUGACAAGAGUCUCAUACAGAAAAUAUCUCCAUUGUGCGUCACAAUGCAUUCGGAUGUGGACUUGAUGACGGAUCGAUUAUACAACGAGAUGCGACGAUACUUCUACACCACUCCGAGCAGCUAUCUCGCUCUGCUCACCUUGUACCUGGACCUGUUGGACAAGAAGCAGCAGCAGAUUAUACGAGGCAGAGAUCGUAUCUCUUGUGGCUUGCAGAAACUAUACGAGACGUAUGAAGUGGUAGGAGUGAUGGAGCAGCAGGUGCGUGAUAUGGAGCCAAUAUUGGCGCGCAAAGCUGAGGAAGGCAUAGCACUUGUCAACCGCCUGAAGGUGGAACAGAAGGCGGCUGAUCUCGUUAAGCAGGCCGUUAUGAAGGACGAGGCUGAGGCUAAGGUGAAAGCGGAGGAAGUGAAGGCGAUCGCAGACGAAGCGAAGGCUGACCUCGCGCUGGCCAUGCCCGCGAUGGACGCCGCGCAGCAAGCCUUGAAGGCGCUCAACAAAGCCGACAUAAAUGAAUUGAAGGCCUUCCAAAAGCCCCCUGCUCUUGUGCGCUUCGUCAUGGAGCCCAUCUGCAUACUGUUUGGGGCCAAACCUGAUUGGGACAACACGAAAAAGCUACUAGCUGAUGUUAAUUUCAUUGGGAAGCUGGAGGAGUACGACAAGGAUCAUAUACCAGAUGCGAUCCUAAAGAAAAUAAAAGUAUAUUUGGUCCACAAAGACUUCAAUCCGGAAACCGUAGUCAAAGUUUCAAAAGUAUGCCGUUCUAUGGUCCUAUGGGUGCAGGCUAUUGACAUGUACGCGAAAGUAUUCCGCAUUGUGGAACCCAAGAUUAUUGCACACAAGGAAGCAGCCUCGACCCUCAAAGGAGUGAUGGCGGUAUUGCGAGCGAAGCAGAAGGAAGUCGAAGCUAUUGAAGCUCAAUUGGCAAAAAUGUUAGACGAAUUGCGGGUGGUGGAAGAGGAAAGGGUGAAGCUACAAGCUGACGUGGACUUGGCAGCGGCGCGGCUGUCUCGCGCGGGCAAGCUCACGCAAGCGCUGGCUGACGAACAGACCCGCUGGGAGGACAGUGUCGCGAAUGCAACACAUCAACUUUACUGUACUACGGGAGACAUAAUAGUUGCAUCUGGAUGCAUCGCAUAUUUCGGCGCUUUUCCUUCGGCUUUCCGCCGGGAGCUCGAAGUCAAGUGGAUCAACCAAUGCAAGGAAUUGGAGAUACCGGCAUCGGACAGUUUUGACUUGAUUGCCAUAAUGGCAGACUCGUAUACUGUGCGACAGUGGAACUCUCAGGGGUUGCCGCGCGACGCCGUAUCCACUGAGAACGGCAUCCUGGUGACCCGGGCGGGCCGUUGGCCGCUCACCAUCGACCCCCAGGAGCAGGCGAACAGAUGGAUAAAGAACAUGGAGCGCGACCACGGGCUGAUGAUCACGAAGCUGAACGACCCGACGUAUUUGCGUGUGCUGGAGAACUGCAUCCGGCUCGGCUGGCCCAUGCUCAUCGAGGACCUGGGCGAGACCCUGGAGGCCACACUGGCGCCAGUGUUGCUUAAACAGACCUUCUUGCAGGCGGGCCGGCUGCUGAUCCACCUGGGUGACAGCGACAUCGAGUACGACACCAACUUCCGACUGUACCUGACGACCAAGCUUGCCAAUCCCCACUACUUGCCAGAGAUAUGCAUCCAGGUUACUCUGGUCAACUUCACUGUAACACUCUCUGGCCUGGAAGACCAACUGCUGGCAGACGUGGUGAGACUGGAGCGCCCGGACUUGGAGCUGCUGCGUACGGAGCUGAUCGUGCGCAUCAACACGGACAAGGCCACGCUGCUGGAGAUCGAGGAUAAGAUCCUGCGGCUUCUGUAUGCCUCCUCCGGCAACAUCCUCGACGACGAGGAGCUCAUUGAGACGCUCAACGAGAGUAAGGAAACAUCGGAAAUUAUAAACGCGCGUCUGGAGGAGACGGAAGCAACGGAAAUCAGCAUUUCGGCCGCUCGUGAGAAGUACCGCGCGGUGGCGACCCGCGGCGCCGUGCUUUACUUCGCCGUGGCACAACUCGCUGACAUCGACCCUAUGUACCAGUUCUCACUCAAAUACUUCAAUCAAGUAUUCAACUUGGUAAUAGAGAAGAGUGAGAAAUGCGACGUCCUGGAAACUCGGCUGGAGAUCCUGUACCGGGAGAUCACGCUAUCCGUGUACCGGAACGUGUCCCGUGGUCUGUUCGAGCGGCACAAGCUGGUGUUCAGCUUCCUGCUUAACAUGGCCAUCUACCUGGAUGCGGGACUCGUCACCCCAGACCAGUGGAACUUCAUACUGCGCGGCCCCGCUGGUACUAAAGUCGUGCCCCCUAAAAAGCCUCCAAUAGAAACGUUAACAGACGCAAUAUGGCUAGCAGCAAACCACUUGCAAGAAACGGACCCGUCCUUCGAAGGCCUGGUUGCUGACUGCCUGAAGAAGAUACCUAUUACACUGGGUUCUUUCAGUGUGGAUAUUCACGUAAAUCAACAAGAAAAAGGUGUUCCAGCAAUUAAUUGGAAUGAGAAACUUACGACUUUUGAGAAGUUAAUGAUAAUAAAGAGCUUAAAGGAGGAGAAGUUAGUGUUCGCCAUCGCACAGUACGUGAGCAUAAGCCUGGGGUCAGUUUUCAUUGAGAGUCCGACCGUUCAGUUGAACACUCUCUAUGCAGACACUACAAAUAUCAUUCCAUUGGUAUUUGUUUUGAGCACGGGAUCAGAUCCAUUUGGAGCAUUCCAGAAAUUCGCAUCGGAGAUGGGAAUGCGCGAACGCGUGCGAUCCAUAUCUUUGGGUCAAGGACAAGGCCCGGUUGCGGAAAAAAUGAUUAACACAGCCAAACCAAAGGGAGACUGGGUUUUCCUACAGAACUGUCACUUAGCAGCAUCGUGGAUGCUUAAUUUAGAAUUGAUUGUGGCUAACUUAGGGAACGAACAAUCCCUGCCACAUAUAGACUUCAGGCUAUACCUUAGCUCAAUGCCUACGCCCAAGUUCCCUGUAUCUGUCCUGCAAAACUCUGUCAAAGUCACUAAUGAGCCGCCUAAAGGCUUGAAAGCUAAUGUGAAACGAGCUUUGAUUGAAAUGGAAGAAGACUUUUUUGAAAAUCAUGUUCUUGGCCAAGAUUGGCGAACGAUGUUGUUUGGUAUUUGCAUGUUUCACGCAAUAAUUCAAGAGCGUAAGAAGUUUGGUCCUCUCGGGUGGAACAUCACGUACGAGUUCAAUAAUAGCGACCGUGAAUGUGCCAUGCUGAAUCUGCAAAUGUUUUGCGAGGACGGACAUAUACCCUGGGAUGCACUGGAAUAUAUAACUAGUUCUAUAACAUACGGAGGACGUGUUACAGACAUGUGGGAUCAACGCUGCCUGACGACUAUUUUGAAAUUGUUUUUCUCUCCCCCUAUUUUAGAAGAAGGUUAUACUUAUUCAAAAUCUGGCAUUUACUAUUGUCCUGUAGCGGAAAAGUUGGAAACAUACCGCGAAUAUAUUGAAACGUUACCAGUUAUCGAGAGUCCAGAAGUAUUCGGUAUGCACGAAAACGCCAAUAUAGCAUUUGAGAAUAAAGAAACAAACACGUUGAUCCAGACGAUAGUAGACGUGCAACCGCGUUCUGGGGGCGGCGGGGGCGGCGACACCCCCGACCAGAUUGUGUGGCGCAUAUGUGACCAGACACGCGCCACGGUGCCGCACAAGAUCGACAAGACGCUCAUCAACCCCGACCUGAUGAUACCCAACGACGCCGGCCAGCUGCACUCGCUCACCACUGUCCUCAUCCAUGAAACGGACCGAUUUAACACACUGCUCGCGUUGAUACAUUCAUCGCUAAAUGAAUUGCAAAAAGCAAUAAAGGGUAUAGUAGUUAUGUCUGAAGAUUUCGAAGCAGUAUUCAACGCCUUCCUAAACAACAGAGUGCCCGCUAUGUGGCACAAAAAAGGUUACAACUCGCUGAAGUCUCUCGGAAGCUGGAUACACGACUUAACGCUAAGAGUGGAUUUUAUAGAGAAAUGGUUGGUAGAUAAAGCUCAGCCCAGCAGCUGGGUAUCGGGACUAUUUUUCCCUCAAGGAUUAUUGACGGGGUCGCUGCAGUCCUACGCUCGUCGGUACCGUGUACCCAUUGACGCUCUCAUGUUUGAUUUUACACCCAUACCUUUCAUACUCUCUCAAGAAGACAUCUACAAACAAAACAAAAAGAAAGCUAAGGAUGAGGGAGGAGACGACGUAUACGGCGACUUGGAGCUGCCCGAGGACGGGGUCAACAUCCACGGCCUCUUCAUAGACGCUGGCCGGUGGGACAUGAAAAACAAUUGCUUGGUGGACGCCUUGCCAGGUCAGAUGAACCCUCCUCUGCCAGUGGUGUGGUUCAGGCCAGUGCUGGAGCUGCCGAAGCCGGAUCCCCGCUACGAGGCGCCCAUGUACAAGACGUCGGAGCGCGCGGGCACGCUGUCCACCACCGGACACAGCACCAACUUCGUGCUGCCCGUGCUGCUGCCCGCCACGGAGCCCUCCGCGUACUGGAUUAUACGUGCCACGGCACUCCUCACACAAAUUACAGACUAAAAUUUGCACCUGUAACUACCCCCGAUUUGAGCCCUAAAAACAUGAAUCCUUCGAAUGAUAAAUCGGACAUCCGUCCGGUUUUUGACCAUGGAGAUUCUAUAUUACAAAGACUGUCUAUGAGAGGGUUUUUUACAUUUAUGGUACGUAUUUACAGCUUUAUGUGUGCAGGCCAAAACACCCGUAUUCUCAGUCCUUACCUUAAUUCCUCCACUUAAUUUUGAAAUAACAUAUCUCAAUCUAACAUCCAAUCAAAUACCUAUUAAAUUUGCUAACCACGCCCAAUCGAUAUAUAUAAAACUCAUCCAUUACUGACUGACUGACAAGACAAUUUUAGCUUUCUACGCCCAGUAGUUUCGGCUAUACGUUUCAAAUCAAAUCAAUCAUUUAUUUGUCAGAAUACAGAUUUACAAUCACGUUGAGCAGAAACUACUGGGCGUAGAAAGCUGAAAUUUGGCAUGUGGGUUCCCUGGGGGGUGUAGAAGAGCACUAAGGGAUUUCCUGAAAUUCCCACGGGAAACGUAUUAUACUCACAUAAGUUAUGGGCAAAAACUAGUUGAGCAUAAUAUCGAAAUAUCAGUUCAAGGAAUAAGAAAUAUAUUUGAUCUGACGACCAAAAAAUGAAACUUUCUAAAUUUCGAAGAUUACAAAUUUAUUGAACCGCAGCGACCGGAUAUAUUUUGAUAUUGCAUAAUGUUUGGCAUGUUAAUCGUAAGCCGGGUCCGCAGCGCCAAUUUUCUAACAAAACAUAAAUAGGUUUUAUUUAUUUGUUCAUCUGUACCACACAAAUACAUUCAGCCGUCCCGGUUUUAAAAGGACUAGACUAAACUCGAAAUUUUGGGUCUGACCGAGAGACUGACGGUGGUCGAAAGCGCUCUAAUUCUCCCGGUCAAACCCAAUACUUUGAUGUUAGCGUACUUAUAUUAUCCUCCUAAGUUUAAUAUGGCAAACAUUAUUGCCAUACAAAUAAAAGCGAUAUUAUAAAUAGAUUGAUCAAAGUAUUAGGUAAUAAAAAAAAAUAGUUUUCACUUUCGUAAAUCCACUGUAUCGUCGAUGGUCCAGAGUAUGUUCGAUCGAAUAGGUUCCCUUAAGAGCCUUCACCCGGACUAUGAGGAAGAUACACAGGGCGUUGAGGGGCGCGUCGAGCGUUUCCAAUCAACGAAUUAGUACGUUAGUUUUAGACCCGCCCAAUGAGUGAGGAUGUCACACUCAAGUAAAGAUUUAAGAAUACGGGUGUAUAAGUGAGUCGAGAAUUAAUUUAUUGACUAUUUUAAAUAAAAAUACGACUUCCGGCUAUGAUGGUAAAUAGAUUUCAUUUACAUCACGUUUCAAAGGUUUUUGUAUAUAAUUCAUGUUUAUCUUUAAUUUAUUUUUAAAAUGUUGAUUUAUAUUAAAUGAAUAUUAGAAUCACAAAUUUGUUCUAUUUCGGAACCCCCAAUGAAGUUAUAAAAUGAUUUUACUCAAACUAAACUAUACACUCUGGGUCUGACUCACACAAGUGGGCUUAAAGUUAAUACUCUAAGCCCACGUUUGUCAUGAAUUUGACCUCGCAAAAAAUUGUGAAUAUUUCAUAAACGAUUUAACCGAUUUUGUUUCCCUACGAACUUAUCUCAUGCCAUACCAUACCUUUUAAAUUCAUCAAAAUCAAAUUAAUAGUUCGAAAGUUAUCGUGUUACAUACAUACAAAUAAAAAAAUAUCGAUAUUUUAGGAAUUUUGUGAUAAAUCACAAUACACAAAAAAGGGACACACCCAAAGUAUCUAUGUAGUAAAAUAGUCUUUAGUACCAUGCAAAUUUGAGUUUAUUAUUGUUUGUCAGGCAUUUCGUAGUAAUAAUCUAUACAGUUGUACGAAGUACUUUCCAUGAUUUGAUCUGACAUGUGACACACAUGCGUGUAGUAUGCGUUUUUAAAAUUUCAUUACUUAAACGCUGUCAAUCUUCCUGUCAAACGCAAUAUUUUGAUGUCAGUAUGUAAUAGCAUACUUAAGUCCAAUACGGCCAACCAUUGAUUAAAAAAUAAAAUUAAAAUUGCAAUGUUAGCUUUCGUCAGUCCAUAGUGAUAUUCGAUCUAAUAGGUUCAAGGGCCUCCUCCCAGAUUAUGAGGAAGAUUCACGGGGCGUAGCGCGGCGCAUCGAGCGUGACCGUGCAACGUUUUAGACCCGCCCAAUGAGUGAGGCCAUGUCAAACUCAAGUCUAGUAGAGAUAUUAGAAUACGGUUACUUAAAUGGCGUGAUCCUAUAAAAAAGGGCAUACGAUUGAGACUAAUAAUUUGUUUGAAUCAGAUUUAUUUAUUUAAACUGGUUUAAUUUUUUGUAUGUCGAACAAUGACAGAACACAAAUGUAUUGUUAUAACUAUGAAGAACAUAGAAAGGAAAUAUUUAAAGGCGAGUCCUGUGUGGAGGCGACAUCUAGUCGCGGUUCACUUCAUAUUACCACAUUACACUACACUAGAGUAACAGUGGGCGCGCCGGCAGGCUGCUACACAGUAGAGCAGGCCUGCGACUGAACCCUAAAUAAUAUAAAUUACGUGAUUUAUAAACAGCGUGCAUCUAAAUAAUUACAAGUAUCUCCACACAGAUCUACACAUACAAUUAUUUACUAUUAUUAUGUGUGAAGUGAAUGAAUAUCACAGUACUUACUUCUGUUAAUUUACAUAAGAUUGGUGUUGAAAGGUAUAUGUAUCUAUUAAAUUAUAUUAGCCCUAUAUAUUUAAAAAAGAAAACAAAACAUUCUAAGAGAGGAGUUCGUUUACCUAACAAUUUUCUAAUUAAACUCGUGAAAAUCUUCGUCCUAUAAUAAAGUUCGUAUUUCUUUUCUGAAACUGUGUAAGCAAGUCGUAUUAUUUUAGUAUUGUUACAAGUAUGAAACUUAAAAAUAUAAAGAAAUACAUUUUAUUAUA